This is a messenger RNA of Emericellopsis cladophorae, 1071 nucleotides long. RefSeq lists its product as uncharacterized. The record is from RefSeq and is a predicted model, not a curated record. Lineage: Eukaryota; Fungi; Ascomycota; Sordariomycetes; Hypocreales; Bionectriaceae. Bases 1 to 1071 code for a protein of 356 amino acids. The transcript has a single exon.
AUGUGGUUUCGUCUCUCCUCCUUAGUGGCGGCCGCCCUGGCCUUCACAGACAUCGUCAGUGCGGCCUGCGGUGACGGCAGCGCCAACGCUGUUGUCAGCGGCUCUGGCACCUUUCAGACCAAUGUCAACGGUGCCCAGGUCUACAGAGGCUCCGACUACCGCUUAGCCAUUCAGACGGCCCUUGAUCGCACGAGCAGCGGCCAGCGCGUCGUCGUCUGGUCAUCAGGCAACCUCGGCGCGAACACUAUCACUGUCCCGGCUGGGCGCACCUUUGAGGUUUGCGGUACCAUCAACGCCGGUUACCGCGGCGGUCGCGGCGCAAUCGAAAUCCAGAAUGUCAAUGACGUUAAGGUCCCCUAUCUCAAGAUGACAGGCAACCCGUACUUUGGCCUACGUAUCUCUGGCACCCGAAACCUCAACCUCGGGGAGGUCACAAUGAACCUCAGCGGUGGCUUGGGCAUCCGCUUCGAUCGUGACGCCGCCUACAACUACAAUGUCAGGAUGGGCACCAUCCGCGUGACCGGCGCAGGCGCUCACGCUGUCGAGGUUUGGAACAUUGACGGUCUGAACAUCAACGCUGUGUACGCCACCAACGUUGGCGAGUGCGGGCUGCUUAUCCAAAACUCUAUCAACGUCUGGGUCGGCCUCGUCGAGGGCUAUAACGUUGCUGCCGGCACUGGCUACGCCACUCUCCGCUUCGCCAACAACAACGGCCAGCUCGACAACGGUGAGUACACCACCACCAACGUCUGGGUCGAUCGCGUCGUCUCUCGCGGCGGUGGGCGCGGUAUCUUCUGUGUCUCCAUGUCCGGCGCCGCAGAGAUCAAGUAUAUUGACCUCGCAAACAACGGCAACAAUGCCGUGCUCAUCGAGAACUGCUACAACCUCGCUAUCCGCGACGGUGUCAUCAACGGCGGGGGUGAGGUUCGCGUUGCAGCCCGCAGCGAGUUUCCGAACACCAGCGGCAUUUUCUUUGAGGUUGAAGUGAAUAAUAACUCUGUACGCGAAUCUCCAUGUGCGGAAAAUAUAUUUUGGGCUAUUACUGGCAACGCUGCGAGGAACGUCUGCUAG